Molecule: messenger RNA, 858 nt
Organism: Lodderomyces margitis
Lineage: Eukaryota; Fungi; Ascomycota; Pichiomycetes; Serinales; Debaryomycetaceae
Gene: IMP4
Product: snoRNA-binding rRNA-processing protein
Exons: 1
Coding region: 1-858 (285 amino acids)
Biological process (GO): rRNA processing
Cellular component (GO): small-subunit processome; Mpp10 complex; nucleolus
Molecular function (GO): snoRNA binding; rRNA primary transcript binding
Source: RefSeq, a predicted model, not a curated record
AUGAUCAGAAAACAAGCAAGAGAAAGGAGGGAGUAUCUUUAUAGAAAAUCAUUACAGCUUCAAGAAGCCUCGCGUACUGAAAAGCGUCAACAGCUUAAAGCAGCUUUAGCACUGGGGAAACCAUUGUCUAAAGAAUUGGCAGAAGACACACAACUACAACGCGAUUUCAUAUACGACCAAAGUGAGCAAGACCAGCUAGAUAUCGACGACGAAUAUAGUGCACUUUCAGGUAUAUCGGAUCCAAAGGUGGUCAUCACCACAUCGAGAGACCCAAGUGUUCGAUUAUUGCAAUUCUCCAAAGAAAUUAAGUUGAUGUUUCCAAAUAGCUUGAAGUUGAAUCGUGGUAACUACAUCAUUAAUGACUUGGUCAAGACUUGUACCAGAGUCCAGGUUUCGGACUUGAUAAUAUUACAUGAGCAUAGAGGUGUACCUACAUCUCUUACGGUCAGCCAUUUCCCACAUGGACCAACAGCUAUAUUCACUUUACACAAUGUUAAGUUAAGACAUGAUUUACCAAACUUGGGUAAUAUAAGUGAAUCCUAUCCUCAUUUGAUUUUUGAAAAUUUCAAUACGCCAUUGGGUAAAAGGGUGGUUAAGAUAUUGCAACAUUUAUUCCCACCUGGCGUCAAACGGGACUCGUCAAGGGUAAUUACAUUUGUUAACAAUGACGAUUAUAUAAGUGUGAGACAUCACGUUUACGUGAGAACCAGAGAUAGUGUCGAGAUCAGUGAGAUUGGACCGAGGUUUGAGAUGAAAUUGUACGAAAUUAGGUUGGGAUUGGCUGAUAAUACUGAUGCCGAUGUUGAGUGGCAAGUGAGGAGGUUUAUACGUACAGCAAAUAGAAAGAACUACUUGUAA